AUGUCACUGUUUUUAACAACAGUAGUAAACCCCGAUCCAGGGACCACUGACAUUAAUAAUGUUUUCUCACUGAAUCCCCUCAAUUCUAUAUCCAAUAAUGAUAUCAGUGAUACAUUUUUUCAAAUUCAGAAAUUGUAUCAGCAACAGAUUAAGGGCUACUGGGAACUAGUGAGUUUGAAACAAUAUAUUGACCAGAAACUUGUGCCACGGGGACUUAGACCAGAAAUCCCAUUACCAGAUAAGAUAACCACUGAGGAACAAAAACAUGAAUGGAAUGGCAUUCUUUUAGAAUGUUCAGAAAAAUUAAUGCAGUUCCUAAUUAAACUCGAAUCACAAAAUUUGGAAGAUACUAACAUAAAUUUGGAAAAAGAAUUGGUGACAGUAAAAACAUUUAAGGACAAAGCCGAAUUUCCACUUAUGGAAAAUAAACUUCAGAAAAACUUAGACUCUUUUAAGAAACAUGUUAAAGAGAAAAAACACAUUAAAUUUGUUAGAGACUAUAAAGACUUCAAGGAAGGCAAUAUCUUUAGGACCAGAAGGAAGUCUAGACCACGCACUCUAAGUGAGAAUGGUUCAACAUCAGGUAAUACUGACUGGACUGAUUCUGACUCAGGUUCUUCUAGGCCAUCUAGAAACCAACGCAAUAGAGAAUAUUCAAAUAAGAAAAGAGGUAGAGGUAUCUUGAAGCAACCAAAUAGAAAUGUUAACUUUCCUGAUAAUCCGGUGACUGAGAAUCAAGGGCCAAAUCCAGCAGUGAGUACCACUAGACCUUUUUCAUCUCCUUUUUUAGAGGAGGACUGGCCAGUUCCAAUAGGGGGCAGGUUACGAGACCGAAACAAAUGGGGUUACAAACCGGACAAACGGACAAACCAGACUCAAUAA
This is a messenger RNA of Pelobates cultripes (western spadefoot toad), 882 nucleotides long. Lineage: Eukaryota; Metazoa; Chordata; Amphibia; Anura; Pelobatidae. The record is from the annotation of a GenBank genome assembly.